AUGCCACAACUUUUCGUUGUGGUAUCUACCCAUGGGGCUAAGGCGGCUAGCGAAACCAAUGCAUCGUUGGGGAAGGAUUCACUGCGGAUGGAUGUUGUCAAAUCAAACGAUGACGGCCGUGCCGUACUCGUAGAAACCACAAAAGCAGACCCGACAACAAACAGAACAUGUUUAUCAUCUGCUGGCGAUUCAGUAACCAAGUGGAAAGUUCUGUUCCCAGAACCCAACAAGCUCGAUAAAUUUACAAGUCCAAUUCGAGGGGAUCCUCUGUACUUCCUGGUCUAUUUCUACAUUAAGCAAGAUUGCGUACACGAUUUCAUAGAUCUGCUGUUAGAAGAAGCAGCCUUGGUACACGAGCUUGAAAAGGGCUGCGUUCGUUUUGAUUUGUGGCAAUCAUUGGACAAUCCCACUGACUUUGUCGUAUUGGAAUCGGUCGCAGAUUGGGCCGCGAUUGAAGAGCACAGAGCGUUUCCUCAUUAUCAAAAGGCGCGGGCCGCCUUGGAAAAUAUGCAAGCCAAACCACGGUCUCACGACAAGGGAUACAAAGUCCUCCACUCUGUUGGUGCCAAUAACUUGUCGACCAGUAACUGA
Seminavis robusta is the source of this 591-nucleotide messenger RNA. Lineage: Eukaryota; Bacillariophyta; Bacillariophyceae; Naviculales; Naviculaceae. The record is from the annotation of a GenBank genome assembly.